CAAAGUCAUGCACCUACAAAUGUUUUUAGUCCUUUAUUUUUCAUUGACAGUGCACACAGAACAAGUAUCUGAAAUUGAGUAUGACACUUACGAAGAAGAAGAAACUACAACUCGAAAAGCUUUACCGCCUAGCAGACGGACAAGGAAACCUCAACGUAACCAAGUGUAUUCCAUAGAAAAGUUUCUCAACACUUGCGAUCCAAUAUGGGUAUACAACAGCACUGAAAAAGCCAAUAUUACGUGCCGUGUUGAUGUUAUGGAAGACGUGAACUUUUUCUAUGCAAACAUUACACGCUAUACGUUGUCUAACGGUGAGGUCAAUGCUGUUUCAGCAAAAGCUCAGUUCUCUUACCAUCCAAACCUUGCGACUACCUCUGAUGACUACAAUGAAAUGAAACUGGAAAUUCCAGGACACUACAAUCCCUUUGAAACCUUAAUCUAUAUGAGUGACGACUCGUCAUGUGGAGUGUUUUACGUAAAUUAUCAUUCUGAAAUGCACUUACUUCUGGAAACAUGGUUCGAACUGAGGAUAAGAAAUUCUUCAUUAGCCAAGGGACCUCAGUCUACGUGCUCAAAACUUUACCAGGAGUAUUCUAGCAGUCAAAAUAUCACGUAUACGUACACACCUGCAUGUCAGUGCUUAUCCGGUUACAUAAAUACUUCGCAAGAGGUACCGAAUCAUCAAAACUCAUCAGGAGAAAGUGGCAUUUUGAUAAGCAGGGAUACUGAAUAAACCCUGGAGAAUGAAACCUGAUACCUGCGUAAGCUCAAGAAAUAAAUGAUGUGUUUGGAAACACUGUCA
Messenger RNA from Rhipicephalus microplus (southern cattle tick), 802 nucleotides. RefSeq lists its product as uncharacterized. NCBI's taxonomy places the organism in Eukaryota, Metazoa, Arthropoda, Arachnida, Ixodida, Ixodidae. The record is from RefSeq and is a predicted model, not a curated record.